Messenger RNA from Alternaria triticimaculans, 2064 nucleotides. RefSeq lists its product as uncharacterized. The transcript is spliced from 2 exons. The record is from RefSeq and is a predicted model, not a curated record. Bases 1 to 2064 code for a protein of 687 amino acids. NCBI's taxonomy places the organism in Eukaryota, Fungi, Ascomycota, Dothideomycetes, Pleosporales, Pleosporaceae.
AUGUAUCGAAAGACGACGCUCCCAGGCGAUGAAGAGCUGGGCAAGAAAGACGAUGACCACCGAUACAAACCCGCGCGACAGUCCAGUUGGUCGAUGUGGAACCACACAUUCCGCUGGCGACGGAGAAGGAUACUACUCGCGAUAGCAGCUCUAUGCCUCUUGUACUACACCUUCCACGGCAGCUCGGACGACCUCGAAGAACCGGUCGAACAGCGAUAUCGCGGACGACCCAUCUCAUCGACGUAUCAGAAGCCGGGCGCGACCGGCAACGACGACGAACCUGCGGGACCGCCCCCGGGCAUACAAAAACCCAGACGCGGAGACGCAAUCCCGCACACAUACGAUGGGCAGAUACGCUUCUUCCGUCUCGCUAGCUCGCUGCGCUCGUCUGCUUCGGCAACGGGUGGCUACGAGAAGAAGAAUAGGAAUAUACUAUUUGCUAUGUCGAAUCUGAAGAGCGUCUCUACGCUAUUGCCGAUGGUUACCGAUGUACGCGCUGAGACGGCGGUGACAGGAGCCAUGUCGCAUAUCAACAGCUUCUUGCAUCCACAAGCAGUCGUUAUCGACGACUCGAUGUCUGAAGAUGCAUUCUUCGUACGAGGCAUGCGAUCUAAAACCAGUGCGCUGAAGAUGCCUCUUGUUGAAGUACCGAAGGACAGAUUAGAGGACUUCGCCUGGGUCUCGCGACUUGACGCCGGCUCGCUCAAGCACUGGCACGAUCCUACUGUAGACAUUCUGAUCCAAGUCCCGUCGGGCUCAUCCAGUGUUCUUCGACUACUCGAGUCGAUCAAAGAUGCUGAUUACAGCGGUCUGACACUACCCCGCAUCACGAUUGAGCUACCAGCCGAGCUCGAUGUGUCAGUCAAAGAGCACAUUGAAAAGUUCAAAUGGCCCCCGAAGAGUGACAACCCAACGACAGCAAGCGGCCUCAGCAUCAGACGCCGCAUCUCAACCCACCGCCAUGAUCAAGAGGAAGCGGCGAUACGUUUCUUGGAAUUAUUUUACCCUGCAAGCACAACCAACUCCCACGUGCUGCUGCUCUCACCGCAGGCUCAGCUAUCGCCACAGUACUUUCACUUCGUCAAGUAUGCGUUGUUGGAAUACAAGUACUCUACUUACGGUGCAGAGGAUAACGAACAUCUCAUGGGCAUGAGCUUGGAGUUACCACCGAUGCUCUUAGAUGGCAAGACGAAGUUGGAGGCUCCUUCGACCGACGAGAUGCACACUGACCGGUACAAGAAGCUGUAUCCUGACGCUAAGAGCGUGCCUUACAUGUGGCAGGCCCCGAACAGCCAUGCGGCAUUGUUGUUAGGGGACAAAUGGGCUGAAUGGCAUUCGUUCCUCAGCAACCGUGUUGUGAAACAUCAGCAGUCGGCCAAGCCAACAUCUCGGGGCAAGCUGGUUUCCGAGACCCUUCCGGCAUGGACAGAGUACAUGCUCGAGUUCAUGCGCGCGCGGGGCUAUUCUUUGCUGUAUCCCGCAACAAUGGAGAAUGCACUGGUCACCAUCCACAACGAACUAUAUCACAUCCCCGAGGAAUUCUCCGCGACUCCCUCUGAGGACGGGAAAGAAAAUCCAACCGUACCAAAGGAGACAGAUGCGCCGUUCCUGCGCGCCGACGCACCACCCAAGCCACCUCAAAACCCCGAAUCGCCAGUCAUCCCAGGCUCAGUACCCCUCCACCAAGCACUGCCUUUCAAAGGCGACCUCCCCGAGAUACCUCAUCUACCCCACCUUCUCUAUGACGGGAAACAUAUUGCUCCCGCAAACAUAUCUACCGUGGCGAAAGAGUACGCCGAUGUGUUCCGUACGGAAGUUGGAGGCUGCAAGAUACCCAAAGGCAAGCAUAAGAAGAUUGUUGCGGGCGAAGCUAGCGAUUUGUUCUGCUUCGGAGACGAGGACGGUAGUGACUGGGUGGAUGAUGAGACUAGAGAGGUGGAGAUGUUUGAUGCGCCGAUUGACGAUGCAUUGGAGAAGCUGAUUGAGGAUGCGCUACCUAUUGCGACGUCGACGAGGGAGAGGACGAUCACGAGACCCACAGCUGAAAGUGUAGAAGCACGAUGA